This is a messenger RNA of Mucor mucedo, 559 nucleotides long. RefSeq lists its product as uncharacterized. The coding region runs from base 242 to 532 and encodes 96 amino acids. Lineage: Eukaryota; Fungi; Mucoromycota; Mucoromycetes; Mucorales; Mucoraceae. The transcript has a single exon. The record is from RefSeq and is a predicted model, not a curated record.
GCUUAUUACCAAUAUCAAUCCUAAACGACGAGUGACAACUACUCGCAGCAACAGCACCAGCACCUGUAGUAGUAGUAGUAGUAGUAGCAGCAGCAAUAGCAGCACAAGCAGCAGCAGUAUAAGCACUGUGCGUAAGGCACCUCGCUCGUCAACAUCUACUCGUACAGCUUCAGCCGCACCAGUUCAAAUCAAAACAAGCACGUCCAUCAAGCUCGUACAUAAGUUAAAGGAGACACAGUUAAUGGAGGAGGGGGAGGAAGAAGAGGAGGAUAUACCAGUGACAAAACCCAUUUCUCUCACUGAAAAACGAAAAAGACAAGCAAAACGUGCUGAUCAGGUCAAGAUUUGGAAAGUGCGGGAAGAACGCGAGGCACGUGAGGCACGAUCAUUAAUUCGACGCAAGAUCAUGAGUGGUGUCACCAACAAAAAACCACAACCCAUUGUCGUCAUGGAUCUUGCCAAAAAAAAGAAAAAGAAGCGUGUCAAGUUUGAUUUUGACAAGAACAAGAUUAUACAAAUACCCAACGAAUAAAAAAGAAUUUAAAAUGAAAAAAAAAAA